AGAGAGUAUAGUUGAAUUGUGGCAUCAUACACACCUCGGAGGUGUAUGUAUGUUUUCCUUGCUUCUUCUUCUUCUUCUGUAUUAGCUUGGACGAUUCUUCAAUUCAUAAUAUAAUACACAGUAGGUGGAGUGCAGUGCAGCUAUAUACAUAUUUAUAUAUAUAGAGAGAGAAUUGAAGUGAAGCUGCUAAUUACCAAAUAUCAACUCCGAUAGGAUCCUCAUAUGAUGGGUACUCAAGCUCCGUCUGAUCUCCAAAACUACAACUCCAAGACUGUUGAUGAAAGAUCUGCAAAAGAAAAGGCAAUUGACGACUGGCUUCCAAUCACUUCAUCAAGGAAUGCAAAAUGGUGGUACUCAGCUUUCCACAACGUGACCGCCAUGGUUGGGGCGGGAGUUCUGAGCCUCCCUUACGCCAUGUCAAACCUGGGAUGGGGACCCGGCGUGGCCGUGAUGGUCCUAUCGUGGAUCAUCACUUUGUACACUCUCUGGCAAAUGGUGGAAAUGCACGAAAUGGUGCCCGGCAAACGUUUCGACAGGUACCACGAGCUAGGGCAGCACGCCUUCGGCGAAAAGCUGGGCCUCUGGAUCGUCGUGCCCCAACAAUUAGUCGUGGAAGUUGGGGUCGACAUAGUUUAUAUGGUCACCGGGGGAAAAUCUCUCUACAAAUUCCACGAAUUAAUCUGUAAACAUCGCAAAAAUGGUCAUCACUGCAAGGACAUAAAACUGACCUACUUUAUCAUGAUCUUUGCCUCUGCCCAUUUUGUCCUCUCUCACCUCCCCAAUUUCAAUUCCAUCUCGGGGGUUUCUUUAGCCGCGGCGGUGAUGUCGCUGAGCUAUUCCACCAUUGCGUGGGGGGCGUCGGUGAAGAAAGGGGUGCAAGAAGGGGUGGAGUAUGGGUAUAGGGCCCACACCACGCCUGGGAAGGUGUUUAACUUCUUUGCUUCUUUAGGGGAUGUGGCGUUUGCCUAUGCUGGGCAUAAUGUGGUGUUGGAGAUUCAGGCUACUAUUCCUUCUACCCCUGAGAAGCCUUCUAAAGGACCUAUGUGGAGGGGCGUUGUUGUGGCUUAUAUUGUGGUUGCUUUGUGUUAUUUCCCUGUUGCCUUUAUUGGGUAUUGGAUGUUUGGGAAUUCUGUGGAGGAUAACAUUCUUAUAACCUUGGAAAACCCUACUUGGCUCAUUGCUAUGGCCAAUAUGUUUGUAGUUGUUCAUGUCAUCGGAAGUUAUCAGAUUUAUGCAAUGCCGGUGUUUGAUAUGAUCGAGACGGUACUUGUUAAGAAAUUGAUGUUCAGGCCUACUUGGUACUUGCGUUUUUUCACUAGGAACGUCUAUGUGGCAUUCACAAUGUUUGUUGCCAUUACCUUCCCUUUCUUUGGAGGGCUUCUUGGAUUCUUUGGAGGUUUCGCUUUCGCCCCAACCACAUACUUCCUGCCCUGCAUUAUGUGGCUUGCCAUCUACAAACCCAAGAAAUUCAGUCUUUCUUGGAUAGCUAACUGGAUCUGCAUCAUACUUGGAGUUCUUUUAAUGGUUAUAGCACCCAUUGGAGGGCUGAGACAAAUCAUAAUACAAGCCAAGACCUACAAGUUCUACUCUUAAGUUCAUGGCAUGAAGGCAUGGAUUAAAAGUUCCAUAGUCAAGAAAAUUCUGAUUGUUUUGGCUGGAGUCAUAAACAGUAUAUAAUGCAGGCAGCAUCCUCAACUUCUUGGAGAAGCUGAUGGAAUUGGGAAUUUAGUGCUAGCUAGCUAGCUGGAUGGGAAAUCUUGUCCUUUAAUUUGCCGCUCCUUGUUUUACACUUAUAGUGUGUAUACAUCUUCUUUUUGUUUUUAUCAAUACUUUGUUGUGCAAUCAAGAGAAUAAUUGAAAGAUGUGUUUUAAGUUAAAAAGCAAAGUUUAGUGAUGAUACAAUAAUAUUAUUUAUAAAUUGAUUUUCAA
Ipomoea triloba (trilobed morning glory) is the source of this 1929-nucleotide messenger RNA. RefSeq names its product lysine histidine transporter 1-like. The transcript has 6 exons. The coding region runs from base 223 to 1593 and encodes 456 amino acids. The record is from RefSeq and is a predicted model, not a curated record. Gene Ontology annotation, cellular component: plasma membrane. Lineage: Eukaryota; Viridiplantae; Streptophyta; Magnoliopsida; Solanales; Convolvulaceae.